AUGGUGUCUUUACUGUAUUCACUUUUGCUGCUGGCAGGCUCGCGAUAUGCGCUUGCCGCCUCGGACAAGCCGCUCAAGCCAUGUACAAUUGUCUCACCCACCACCGAGCGCUUCUUCGACUUGAACCCGAUACGGCGCAUGCCUCUGGAGGAGGGAGGGAAGAAAGCAAAAAGCGACUCGGACGGCAGCUGGCAUGCUCGGGGAUAUGAUUACGGCGCCAAUUUCACACUGAACUUCUGCGGGCCCGUGGUGGAGGAGCUUCACGAUGUGCAAGAUUUGAACAAGGACUUAUGGAAGAACGUGAGCGCCUUUUACGAGGUCGGCAAAAAGAUAUACUCUAUUGGCCUCGAAAACACCGAGCCCAUUUUCCGCGGUCGCAAGCUCAUCGUCAACUACACUGGUGGCUCCCUCUGCCCCUCCAGCUCCUCCAAAUCCAAGCGCGAACCUGUCUCCCUUCCCAAGUACCCUCGCGAGAUCAUCGGCGACGACCCGGAUGAUGAGGACGACGACAAGCCGCCGAAGAAGAAGCCUUCCGACAAAGAUAAGAAUGCGCGCCGCAAAACAUCCGUCAUCUCGCUGCUCUGCGACUCCGACCCGCUUGCAAAGACCAGCGUAUCCUUCGUUGCUGCAGUAGACGAAUGCACAUACUUCUUCGAAGGCCGGUCACCAUUCGCCUGCGGAGGUGUUCACCAGGCGAAACAAGCGCUCGGUCCUGGCGGCGUAUUCAGCGUGAUUAUCAUAAUCGCAAUACUAGUCUACUUCGUCGGUGGCUGCGUAUACCAGCGCACAGUCAUGCACCAGCGCGGCUGGCGACAAUUGCCCAACUACGCCAUGUGGGCGGGCAUAUAUCGAUUCUUGGCCGUAGGUUCACGCCGGAGAUUUUGA
Messenger RNA from Parastagonospora nodorum SN15, 885 nucleotides. RefSeq lists its product as hypothetical. The record is from RefSeq and is a predicted model, not a curated record. Lineage: Eukaryota; Fungi; Ascomycota; Dothideomycetes; Pleosporales; Phaeosphaeriaceae. Bases 1 to 885 code for a protein of 294 amino acids. The transcript is spliced from 2 exons. Gene Ontology annotation, biological process: vacuolar transport.